This is a messenger RNA of Gopherus flavomarginatus (Mexican gopher tortoise), 6396 nucleotides long. RefSeq names its product mitogen-activated protein kinase 4 (gene MAPK4). The record is from RefSeq and is a predicted model, not a curated record. Gene Ontology annotation, biological process: cell surface receptor signaling pathway; intracellular signal transduction; protein phosphorylation. NCBI's taxonomy places the organism in Eukaryota, Metazoa, Chordata, Testudines, Testudinidae. The coding region runs from base 1092 to 2834 and encodes 580 amino acids. Gene Ontology annotation, molecular function: MAP kinase activity; ATP binding. The transcript is spliced from 7 exons. Gene Ontology annotation, cellular component: nucleus; cytoplasm.
GCGCGCUCCCUGCUGGGCUCGCUGCGGGCAGCCGGGCGGGGCUUCUCGCCCCGUGGUACAGUUUGCAAGGACAACACCUAAAGUUACUCCAUCUCUGCUUUGCAAAUAGCUGCUCCAUUUCAGAACUCAAGGAGGAGGGCUGAGAACCACUGAGGGAUAACCAGGCGGUAUGAUGCAGGCAGCUCCACCAGCAAUAAACGUUACAACCGGCUAUAAAGAUCAAAUGACACUUGGGUUGGUUAACGAAAGCUAUACAAGGGGAAAAUGUUGGAAUACUGAGCAUGGAAAUUUACUGUGCUGAGCUCAGCUGAUGAAAAACAAGUUUCAGUCAGAAAAGCGGUUUACUUCCGUCAACCCUUCUGCCUACCAAAUGGAAAAAGAGGCCUGUGUAUAGAGAGAGGGUGGCAGAAAGAAUAACAGUCUUGCUGAACUAGUGGCUUCAGAGAAAGAAAACUGGCAUUCAAAUUCACCUCUGGAAAAUGUGGCACUCCAGUUUGAAGGUUAUUUGAGGAAUUUGGGGGCUGAAGGUCAUGGUUGGAAGCUAGCAGCAUCUGAAGCAAUUCUAGGUUCCCACAUUAAAUGCUGAAAUCUGCUAGCUUGACUCCACUGUGAAGCAACACCUGAAGUAAGUGAGAACACAGAGACCUAGGGGAAAGGCUAAUUACAACCCCAGCUAGCCUAUUAUUUCAGCAAUAUAUUGUAGACUUCAGGGAUAAAAAAGCAGAGGGGCUGAAGAACUUAGCAGAGUGGAUCUUUUAAUAGCCUCAAGAAAAAUAAACUAACUGUGUUUUGAUAGGAAGAACUAUUUUUUCACUUUUUUUUCUGCAUUCCAAAUUUCAAAGCUCUUUGGAAAGUCUCCCUCCUCCCCUCCCCUCAUCUAUUUUGAAAUAUAUCAUUUUGCUCAGACGUCUGUUUUCACCAUUUCUACGUAUCUGGAAGUCUCUUUUUUUGAAACUAUGGGCUCAGAACAAGCAACCCCUCAGGUAUCUGUGGGUAAUAAUGACUUGCUUUAUUUCAAGAUACAUUUAUGAUCUGGAAGUUCUUUGCCUUGCUCAGUUUUUCAAGUGGUAAAGAAAGAUCAGAGUCCAACAAUGGCAGAGAAGUGUGACUGUAUCGCCAGCAUGUAUGGCUAUGAUCUGGGUUGCCGCUUUGUUGAUUUCAGGCCCCUGGGCGUUGGUGCAAAUGGACUUGUUCUGUCUGCGGUUGACAGCAAAAGCUGCCGCAAAGUGGCUGUGAAGAAGAUCACCAUCAGCGACGCGCGGAGCAUGAAGCAUGCCUUCCGAGAGAUCAAGAUCAUCCGCCGGCUGGACCACGACAACGUUGUGAAAGUGUAUGAGGUGUUGGGGCCUAAGGGAGCCGAUCUGCAAGGGGAGUUUUUCAAGUUUAACACAGUGUACAUAGUCCAGGAGUACAUGGAGACUGACUUGGCUCGACUGCUGGAGCAAGGAACGUUGACUGAGGAACAUGCCAAACUCUUCAUGUACCAGUUGCUGAGAGGGCUGAAGUACAUCCACUCAGCUAAUAUACUGCACAGAGACCUCAAGCCCGCCAACAUUUUCAUCAGCACAGAGGACCUGGUGUUGAAGAUUGGUGACUUCGGGCUGGCAAGGAUUGUAGAUCAACAUUACUCUCAUAAGGGUUAUCUUUCUGAAGGCCUAGUAACAAAAUGGUAUCGAUCUCCACGCCUGCUCCUCUCACCUAACGCCUACACCAAAGCCAUUGACAUGUGGGCAGCAGGGUGCAUCCUGGCGGAAAUGCUCACGGGAAGGAUGUUGUUUGCUGGGAAUCAUGAACUGGAACAGAUGCAGCUCAUUCUGGAGACGAUCCCCGUUGUCCAUGAAGAGGACAAAGAGGAGCUGCUCAAAGUGAUGCCAACUUUCAUCAACAGCACCUGGGAAGUGAAGAAACCUUUACGCAAGCUGCUCCCAGAAGUGAACGGCGAAGCUAUUGAUUUUCUGGAGAAGAUCCUGACAUUUAACCCCAGGGAUCGAUUGACUGCAGAGAUGGGUUUGCAGCAUCCUUACAUGAGCCCAUACUCCUGCCCUGAAGAUGAACCAAUUUCUCAGCAUCCAUUUCGGAUUGAGGAUGAGAUUGAUGAUAUUUUACUGAUGGAAGCCAACCAGAGCCAGAUGUCCACCUGGGACAGGUAUCAAGUAAGUCUCUCUUCUGAUUUGGAGUGGCGACAUGACAAAUACCAUGAUAUAGAUGAGGUACAACGGGACCCACGCGCAGGAUCUGACUCCAUUGCUGAAGAAGCACAAGUUGAUCCACGCAAAUAUUCUCAAAGCAGCUCAGAGAGAUUCUUGGAGCAAUCACAUUCCUCAAUGGAUCGAAUGUUUGAUAUUGAUUAUGGGAAAUCAUGUGAUUACAAAGUGGGGUCACCUUCCUACUUGGACAAACUGCUCUGGAGAGACAAUAAACCACAUCAUUACUCAGAGCCCAAACUUAUCUUAGACUUGUCGCACUGGAAAACAGCAACUAUAGCACCCACUGCAGAGUUAUCACUGGAAGAAGAACCAUCUAACCUCUUUCUAGAGAUAGCUCAAUGGGUAAAGAGCACACAGUCAGGGCUUGAAUGCCCUAGUCCUCUUCCAGAGCUUCAAGAACAGAGUCUGCUCUCUUCUCCUCACCAGCAUCAUAAAGAAUCCAAGGAUGUAAACAGUGAAACAGACGCUCAGUUUGACUUGGAUGUCUUCAUCUCUAGGGCGCUGAAACUUUGCACGAAACCUGAGGAUCUCCCAGACAAUAAGCUCAAUGAUAUCAAUGGAGCUUGUAUUUCAGAACACCCUAAUGAGAUUGUACAAACAGAGGUGUUUCAGAAAGAGAGGUGGUAAAGAAACAAUGUCUGAUAUUCACUGCUAAUCUCUUUGUAAGUCUUUGAUAAUGCAUCAAUUACCCUACGGUGAAGAGUAAUUAAGGUUUGAUCUGUUAUUGAACAUGUCAGUUUCUUACACUAUAAUGAAUGCCUUUUUAUUAAAAGGUGAGCACAAACCAGGAACCCCUUUUGAUGCCUUAGAAAUACACUUAAAGGAAUCAAGAGGUGUGAAUGAAAUAUUGAGUUUCUUAUGCUGCCUUAACAAUCUUGCCUUGUAACUUCUGGGACCUAUUUGGUACUUCAAUGUACAAUGGAGAGAUGACUGUACAAGUUUACAAACAGAAGUUGAAUCAACUUCCUUUUUUAUAUAUAAUAUCUUAAAGGAAUAAGGAUGAAGGGGAGUCCCUUCAUUAUGGUCAGAUGCUCCCCUGGUUUGGCAGGUUCAAAACACGUUGAACCUGAGGGCUUCUUUGAUGAACUCAUCUGAGUAUUGUCUAUACAGAAAGGAGUAAUGUAAGGGCAUCUCUUUCAGUAAUUAGUCCUAUAUACAGCUUUGACCAAAUUCUGCCUUUAAUCAGGAAAUAGGGGUUGGAAGAAUGUAACUAAGGGCAGAAUUUGGCCAUCAGGACAGAAAAUGAGGCUGCAAUAUUAAUGGGGAAAGAAUUUGACCCACAGUGUAUGGGUCAUUUUGUUUGUCUCAUUGAGAGAGAGAAUUUUCACUAAUAAGCACAUUCUUCUAAUCUGGUUCCUCACAUAAACAAGUCUUUCCUUUUGCAGUCUAGAUGUGGAUCUGAAGUCUGCCAUUUUUAGAUGAUCCAGCACCAUAACUAUGGGUGGAUGAAUUAAAAAAACAUAAUGCAGCGAAACCUGUCUUAAGCAACUGCUGAAAGGACCAGCAAAUACUGGCAGUGUGGUCUGCAAGGGAGGAGAGAAUUGGAAAUUCAGGAGUACUGAGUUAUGAUCCUGGCUCUUCCACUUACUUGCUAUGUAGCCUUAAGCAAGUCACUUAAUGUCUCAUUACAAAUUUCCCAUCUGCAAAAUAGGUAUAAUACCUUGCUCAAAUAGAUGUUGGGCAGGUAAAUUAGCCAAAGCUUGUAAAGUGCUUUGAAUAGCCACAGUACUAUAUAAGUGCUGAGUAUUGUUGUAUCAUUUUUCUAACAGAAAUUGGUGGUCUUUGGCUAAAAUUUGAACAAAAUCAUACUGGAAACUUUCAAGAUACGUUCAAGUGGUCACUUUAAACCAGGGGUUUGGCUGUUGGAGGUGGUCCUCUGUGCAGGCUGCACAAUAGGGACCGACCAGCAAGGAAAGGUGAUCCCCUUACUGGUGGUAUUCGAUUCUUACACUAUAUAUAUGUAUAUAUACAGUGUGUAUAUAUGAAGUAUAUACACUUCAGAUAUGAAGAAAUAUUCAGAUCUUUCCAAGGCCCUUUGCUUUCAGCUUCCUUGGACGGUUACUAAGUCAGUAGAAAAACAACGCUACUUUGUAAAUAAGUAUAACCACAACUGAUCUAUUGUAGGUUCUGUUUUCAUCCACACUUCUGAGCACCUUAAUAACUAAUCAGCUAACUAGAAUUUGUAUAUUGAAUAAAUGUUAUAUACGUAUAUUUAAUCAGCCAGAUCAAAUUUUAAAAAAUGGAAAAUAUGUAAAUAGUAAGUGUUUUAAAAAAUAUAUGUAUUAUUCUUGUCAUCCUGCCAUUUUGUUUUCCAGCAUGACGGCAUUACUUUUGUUUGUGAAAAGAUAAACUACUGAGGGUUCAUAUGUCACUACUGUCACAUUACAAAUUAUUUUUACCCUUUUGAAAAAUAAUCUAUUAAAUAUUGUGAGAUGUGAAGGAAAAUCUUAUGAGGAUUGGAUGAAAGACUAACUAAUGCAGAAUUUAAUAUUACUAACCAACAUUUCUAGUAUUGGUGGAAUCAGGAUUUAGGGACAGGUUCAGCUUUAUGACAACUUGUGCUAUGUGUUUAAGAGCUGAAUAACUUGCUCGUUCUUACUGUUAAGAAUUUACUGUACUUAAGCUGCUUUAAAUAUUGUUACUCUAGUUGCUUAGUAGCCCAGUUCAGGCUGUCAGCUGAACAGAUUGUGAGGCAGGGGAAACCUAGUUCAGAGGUAAAAGGCACCUGGAAUGCAAAGAAAGUGACCACCCAAACAUCCAGCAGCGAGAAGGGCUAUGUCCUGGUUCUUGGAGCUGAACGUUUGGGUGCCCUACUUUUAAAUGUCAGCACAUUGUCCUUGAAGGAGAAAUAAGGGAGGGACAGGAAGAGAUCACUUAAAGUGUGUAAAAAAUUAUUUAUAUACCUCAACGGAAGCUCAGCGCAUUUACUCAUGAUGAGCCAAAUUCAGACUGAAACAGUCUGGAGAUGUGUCUCCAGUCGAGCUGCUCCUGUUUAUGCCGGGUGAAUUUGGCCCAGUGAGCGUAUGACUUGUCACCCUUGUUCAGUUUAUUAGUAUACCUUUCAGCAAGCCAUGAGGUCCUGAAACAUUAUUCAUAGCACCCAACAUUUGUGGUAUCCAUAUCCCACCUCCUUAGCCGCCAGAAAAGAGUAUAUAAUACGUGUGAAUAUAAACCCUGCCUGGGUUCAGUCCUGCAAUAGGCUGAGUGCCCUCAGUUGCCACUGAAGUCAGGAGUUGAGCGUGCCCAAUAUCUAGCAGGAGAUGCACAAACCUUGCAGCUGGAGGCCCAAAUGAGAGGAAAACUUUUGGGACACAACAGAGCGAGUAAGAUUGUAGGAUCAAACAAGUAGUGCGGGAAGCGACUCUUAACAUUGUAUCUUGAUAGAACAAGCAAAUAUUUACUUCUGUUCUGUUAAACCUCCAUAUUUACUGACCUGAGAAGUUAAUAUUGAUCAAACAAUGUCAGUAUUUUCCCUGAGGGACAAUAAAUCUUCAAGUUCACUGAAACAAGAAGCCAUUUUAUAUUUGUUGCUACAUACAAUCUGAAUGUCUUCAUCAGAAAUAUCUGGGACUCUUUUCACUGUGGUGAUGAAUGUCAAAAGUUUAUCAGUUUUUCCUUUGGAAGUAGCAUUUUAAUGGGGAGGUGAAGUUUGAGGGUUAGAAAUAGAAGCCUCAAAGAAGUAAAUAAUAGAUUUUCAUGUAGCUCAUUGCAGCUACUCAGGAUUUUCCAUUUUGAUUUGUGAUCUGAUCAGUUAACAUUGUUCCAAAUGUCAGUAUUAUCGACCUGUAAGGAGGUAAACAAUGGAAACAUCUCUACUUGUUACAAAGUUGUUUCAGCCAAUGACACACCAGAUUUUUUCUCAUGUAUGUAACUAUAAUAAAAGUUAAGGUCUGAUUCUUCCCUGCUUGACAAUGUUCCGUCAUUUUUCUUUUCGUGAUAUGGAGUGAGAUGUUAUUGAAAACAGAACUUGGUUUGAAAUUCAUUCAGUAAAUUAUCAUGAAUACUUCUUGAAGUUUUAUAAGGAGGCAACUUGGUUAUUUUCUACUAGAUGAGAUCUAACCAAACUUCUCAUUUUAGUUACUGUUGCAUUUCAUCCAUAGUUUAAUGUCACUGAGCUGUGACAUUCAUCCUGCUCUUGAUAUUACCUUGGUGCUUCUGACUUUUUAUUUGCUGGGGUUUUCAUGGUCAU